Molecule: messenger RNA, 559 nt
Organism: Betta splendens (Siamese fighting fish)
Lineage: Eukaryota; Metazoa; Chordata; Actinopteri; Anabantiformes; Osphronemidae
Gene: rbx1
Product: ring-box 1, E3 ubiquitin protein ligase
Exons: 5
Coding region: 80-487 (135 amino acids)
Biological process (GO): protein ubiquitination; ubiquitin-dependent protein catabolic process
Cellular component (GO): nucleus; cullin-RING ubiquitin ligase complex
Molecular function (GO): zinc ion binding; cullin family protein binding; ubiquitin protein ligase activity
Source: RefSeq, a predicted model, not a curated record
AGCGGUUAAUGCGCUUGCGGGAAAAUAUAUUCACCAUUUCCGGGUGCCGUGCGUCUUUACGUCAACCUCCCUGGUCAAGAUGGCAGCAGCUAUGGAUGUAGAUACACCAAGCGGCACAAACAGUGGCGCAAGCAAGAAGCGAUUUGAAGUCAAAAAGUGGAAUGCUGUGGCGCUGUGGGCUUGGGACAUUGUGGUGGAUAACUGCGCUAUUUGUCGGAACCAUAUUAUGGAUCUUUGUAUAGAGUGUCAGGCCAAUCAAGCAUCAGCAACAUCUGAGGAGUGCACUGUAGCCUGGGGCGUGUGCAAUCACGCCUUCCAUUUCCACUGUAUUUCCCGCUGGUUGAAAACCAGACAGGUUUUGCCCCUCUGGACAACGGGAGUGGGAGUUUCAGAAAUAUGGGCAUUAGCUGUGUUAUUGACUUUCUUUCUUCGGUUUCUGCAAACAUCAACCUUACAUCUCCUGCUUCUCUGCUGGUUGAAAUACUAGUUGUUAUUUUACACCAAUGUCUUUGUUUUGGUUAUGCUGUAAGUAAAUAAACAAACAUGUCACACAACAGAA